AUGAAGAGGGAGGCGGAGGUGGCCAUUUUGUCUAAGGGCAACACGUCCCUUCGCGAGAAUGCCCCGGCAAAACCCGCGAGACUCCCAGAGCCCCGAGGCCGCGGGGACCGGCGUGCGGGCGGCAUGGGGAAGAUCGGGCUGCAGCUGAAGGCGACGCUGGAGAACAUCACCGGGCUGCGGCCCGUGGGCGAGGACUUCCGCUGGUACCUCAAGCUGAAAUGCGGGAACUGUGGUGAGGUUUCCGAAAAAUGGCAGUACCUGCGAUUAAUGGACAGUGCUCCUCUUAAGGGAGGCAGAGGAAGUGCCACAAUGGUGCAGAAAUGUAAGCUGUGCUCUCGAGAGAACUCUAUUGAUAUCUUAAGUCACACAAUCAAGCCUUACAAUGCUGAGGACAGUGAGAAGUUUAAAACAAUAGUGGAGUUUGAGUGCCGAGGUCUUGAACCAGUUGACUUUCAACCACAGGCUGGGUUUGCUGCUGAAGGUGCAGAGUCUGGCACGUCUUUCAGUGAAAUAAACUUACUGGAAAAGGAUUGGAAUGACUAUGAUGAAAAAUCAAAGGAAUCUGUUGGAAUUUAUGAAGUUACCCAUAAGUUUGUAAAAUGCUGAAACUAUUUCUAAUAAACCCUGGCAUGCUGGCCAAAGAUAGAGCUGCAACCAUUGGAGAAACAGUUCCCCUGGCAUCACUUUCCACACGGCUACAACCCAAGAAUCUAACUGAGCUGUAACUACUCUCCCAACAGUAACUAAUAAAGUCACAUUUUUCACAAA
Gavialis gangeticus (Gharial) is the source of this 768-nucleotide messenger RNA. It is a transcript of the gene CZIB, whose product is annotated as chromosome unknown C1orf123 homolog. Bases 1 to 606 code for a protein of 201 amino acids. The transcript is spliced from 9 exons. The record is from RefSeq and is a predicted model, not a curated record. Gene Ontology annotation, molecular function: zinc ion binding. NCBI's taxonomy places the organism in Eukaryota, Metazoa, Chordata, Crocodylia, Gavialidae.